Messenger RNA from Rhipicephalus sanguineus (brown dog tick), 2319 nucleotides. RefSeq names its product F-box only protein 43. NCBI's taxonomy places the organism in Eukaryota, Metazoa, Arthropoda, Arachnida, Ixodida, Ixodidae. Gene Ontology annotation, biological process: regulation of mitotic nuclear division; negative regulation of meiotic nuclear division. Gene Ontology annotation, molecular function: protein binding; zinc ion binding. Gene Ontology annotation, cellular component: nucleus. The record is from RefSeq and is a predicted model, not a curated record. Bases 537 to 1385 code for a protein of 282 amino acids. The transcript has 5 exons.
AAAAAAAAAAGGGCGCCAGGCCCAGGCUCGGCCGGUGUUAGCGCGCUGUGCACCUGUGUAUGACGUUAGGUUGGCGCGGGCUAUCGGCAUGACGUAUAUUUUUGCGGGAAAACAAGGGGGAUAUCGGAGACCGCGUUCACCCCGUCCGAAGGUGCCUCAUUAACGGACAUCGAAUGCUGAACGCCGCCAAUUCGUUCUCAUUUUAAACCCCGCGAGAGUUCUGUGCGAGGUGGCAGUCUCGGCGCGUGACGAACGUGCAACAUGGAUGAGGAGGUUGCUACGCUGUGGUGUGCUCGGUGAAUUCCAACGUUCCGAGACUUCGCGAGGCCUACGGUGUUAGCGGGGUGACCAAUGCCUCGUGUUGUUUGCCGGUUGAUUCGUGUGAAACGCGAGCUACACUUCUAAUCUUUUCUUUCCUACCGGCUCUGGCCGAACCCCUUUGAGAACGCUAUUUGAGUGUCCGCCCUUCGAACAGCGACACCACGACACUUCGACGGCUUGGCUUCCAUUCGACGAUCCCGUACAUUCGAAAACAGAUGGAACGCACACCGGCAAGGUCCACGUCUUUCCUCGCGGUGCACAAGACUCCCUGUGUGCUCCAGUCCACUCCCAUCUCUGGUUCAUCCCCAGAGAGUGGGUACUACGAUGGCUACUCUACAAACCGCAGCUCCAAUUUCAGCCCCUCUUCGGUCCUCCUAAGCGAAGAUGACAGCCGCUGUGCCUCUUCCAUCAUGCCAUACAGCGGGGACCCCGUGGCACAGCUGCUUCGCCUUCCCGAAGCCAAGGAGAGCAGACCUCACGUGGACAUCCUCAAGGAGCUCCAAAGUUUCAGGCCGGUCGUGUGUAAGAUACUGGGGUAUCUGUCCACGCCGGACCUGGUGCGUGCUAGUCAAGUCAGUGCACAGUGGCGCAGGCUGUGCUUUUCCAUACCCGAAGAGGAACAGCGCGUUCAGGCAUACCUCAAGGAGAAAGAAGAGCACUACGAGUCGUCCAGGGAAAACAUCUACGAGCACAAGCCACCCGAGAGGGAGCCGUCGAGUGCUCCUCCCCUGACGGUGCACAAUGCCAGAGCGGAGCAAAAUUCAAACGGGCAAGCCGGAAAGAAUGAGGAAGCAAAGUCAAGGCUAGACUUGUUCAGAGAGGAGGCCAAGCACCUUCGGCAAGGCGAAUGGCUCUGGCCCUGUCCCAUCUGCCAGUAUCCGAGCCGGGUGACCGAUAACAGCACUGCCGGCACUUGCAAAUGCGGCUACCGGUUCUGCCCCAAGUGUCGCCAGGACUACCACCUGCCCAAGCCAUGCGUCGCCACCUCCGGGCAAGUCUCAUUGCGGUCCAAAAAGAACAUCAUCGGCAGCAAGUACUCGAAGCGUCAGCUGCGCCGCUUAUGACCGCACACCCACAGCAUCUGACAUCGUCGCUGCAUCCCGCUGCAGUCUUCAAUGCGGGACCAGCUGCGAAAGACUGAACUACUCUGAGGGGUUGCUGCACAGUGACUUGUGUGCAUGUGACAAACUCCCCGGUUGAGUUUUUAAGUGUUUAUUUUUUUUAUAUAUACAGCUGACUACUUAGUUUUUAGUACUUUUAUCGGCGAUGAACGGAUGAAAGUCGGCCUUCAUUUUUAGUGCCUUUACCCGUGACGUGCAGAGAGUCUGCUAGUAUUCUUCUGCGUCACCGCCGCGCGCUACAUAAAGUCGGCGGAUUCAUAGUCUUGUGCCAGUCACAUUGCCAAAAGUUCUGGCAGUGGCAUUUCCAAAACUCUUAUUCCAUUUUAACCUGCAUGCGGUAAGGCAUGGAUCCUCAGCGACAGUGGCCAUAACGUCCACACCCCUCUGCCUGUUACGAGCUUGGCUACUUAACGGGCCGACGUUUGCGGCUUUCUAUUGAAAUUGACUACCGUCGUUACGGACACUAGCCAAGCCAACCCUCCCACGAGUCGCUGCGACACCUGCAAAGGUAUGCACAUUCCGUUACGUGACGCGCUUGCUGGCAGGCUCUCUGCGACGUUUCCUGCCUUCACUCGCGCGGCUUCUGUGAAGCCCAACGGUCAUCACUGUACAAACCAUCUCAUCACCGCACUUAACAGGCAGGAAGUAUUCUGUACAGCCCAUGAGCAUCCCAUGUACAUAGUGUACAUAGUAGAGUGAAUGUGAACCGGUGUGUGUAUAUACCGUACACAGUACCUGAUGCGAUCUCGGUGUACUAGAGGGAUGGGGCUUCAGGACUGACCAACAGUGCCAAGCUACUCUUCCAGCUCCCUUUUGCAGUGGAGGAAUUAAAAGCUGUCUACCUCGAUCAACAAGAUUGGAUCACAGUGCCUUUCUC